Molecule: messenger RNA, 1964 nt
Organism: Rosa rugosa (rugosa rose)
Lineage: Eukaryota; Viridiplantae; Streptophyta; Magnoliopsida; Rosales; Rosaceae
Product: cytochrome P450 736A117-like
Exons: 2
Coding region: 128-1837 (569 amino acids)
Molecular function (GO): heme binding; iron ion binding; oxidoreductase activity, acting on paired donors, with incorporation or reduction of molecular oxygen
Source: RefSeq, a predicted model, not a curated record
GGUAUAAAGGCACCCAUGAAAAUAUCAAAACGUACAUACAUCUUGCUGACAAGUUAGUCAUAAGUAAAGCCCUUCCACAAAAAAGAAAAAUAGAAAGGGGCACACGCCACGAAUAACUGGUUAAUAGAUGUCUGCCUUACCCAAAAAAAAAAAAAAAAAAGAGGGACAGACUCCGUCAUAUAAUGUGCACCACCCUACGCACAAACAUUUCUUAUCCAAGCAUAGAGCUACAGAGAAUAAGAACAAGAUGUUAGAUCUCCAGCAAAUGCUUGUUGCAAGAUCCUCAAGCUUGUUGCAGCAUUUUUGCAUGCAGCUAAUACUUCUGGCCAUUUUCUUCGUCCUCUUAUACAAAUGGUAUUCCUCAAAAAGCUCAUCAGUACCACCUUCUCCACAAAAGCUUCCUGUGAUGGGAAACCUUCACCAACUGGGUUUACACCCUCAUCGUUCACUUCAAGCCCUAGCUCAAAUCCAUGGCCCUCUCAUGCUGCUCCAUUUCGGAAGCAUGCCGGUCCUUAUUGUCUCGUCGGCCGAGGCUGCUUGCGAGAUCAUGAAAACCCACGACCUUUCAUUCUCCGACAGACCCAAGAUGGCCUUUUUCAAGAAGCUUCUCUACAAUUGCAAGGACGUUGCGACAGCACCGUAUGGUGAGUACUGGAGGCGGCUUAAGAGUAUAUGUGUCUUGAACCUCUUGAGCAACUCUAGGGUUCGAUCUUUUCGUUAUGUGAGAGAAGAAGAAACGGAGUCUAUGAUCAACAGCAUCAAGCAGUCUUGUACUCCAUCUUCAUCUUCAUCAGCCUCGUUGUCCUCUGUUUUGAAUCUAAGCGAAAUGUUUCUGAGGCUUACUAAUGACGUCAUCUGUAGAGUAGCUUUGGGGAGGAAAUACAGUGAUCGCGGGGAAGGUCGAGGGAGGAUGUUUAUGGGGCUUUCUGUAGAGUUCACAGAGUUAAUGGGGCGUGUAAAUAUCGGUGACUAUAUUCCAUGGCUUGCUUGGGUUAGCCGUGUUAAUGGCUUGGACGCUAAACUAGACAGUCUGGCUAAACGGUUCGAUGAAUUUCUGGAUAUGGUUGUUCAAGAGCAUAUGGACAGUUCAAAGGGUUCUGAAGGAGACGAGGAUGAUGGCCAUAAGGAUUUAGUGGAUGUUUUGCUUUCGGUUCAAAAAGAAAACACAGUCGGUCUUCCCAUCGAUAGAGUUAGCAUAAAGGCUAUCAUCUUGGAUAUAUUCGUGGCUGGCACCGAUACUACAUUUGGAACUUUAGAGUGGACGAUGUCUGAACUUUUCAAGCAUCCAAGUGUUAUGAAGAAAUUGCAAAGUGAGGUAAGGAGAAUAGUCGGAAACAAAAAAGACAUAAUAACAGAGGAUAAUUUGGUUGAAAUCCCCUAUUUGAAGGCAGUGAUCAAGGAGUCUCUUCGCUUGCAUCCUCCAGUUCCAUUACUAUUGCCCAGGAUUGCUACCCAAGAUGCAAAGAUAAACGGUUACAACAUUUUGUCCGGCACACAAGUACUUGUUAAUGCAUGGCAGAUUGGAAGGGAUCCCAAGUCAUACAAAGAACCAGAAGAGUUUAAACCAGAAAGAUUUAUGAACAAUGCCAUAGAUUAUAAAGGGAACGAUGGUUUCCAGUUUAUUCCAUUUGGGGCUGGUAGGAGGGGUUGUCCAGGAAUUCAGUUUGCCAUGGCUGUUCAAGAGAUUGCUUUAGCAAAUUUAAUUCACAAGUUUGAUUGGGUAUUGCCUGAUGGUGCAAGAGGGGAGGAUUUAGACAUGACUGAAGAAACUGGUCAAACUGUACAUAGAAAAUAUCCUCUUAAAGCCGUGGCUAUUCCAUAUCCUUGCCAAGGUUAAAGAACAUAUUGUAUAAUUAAGAAAUAACAAAGAGUUCAUGUGAGCUUGUCCCUAUGUUCGGUACUUCGAUCCAGUGUAUUUUAGUUCUCAUUUCUACAAAAAACAAAAGAAAGAAAAUUCAAUGCAA